This is a messenger RNA of Cyclopterus lumpus (lumpfish), 3685 nucleotides long. RefSeq names its product chromobox homolog 2 (Drosophila Pc class) (gene cbx2). Gene Ontology annotation, biological process: negative regulation of transcription by RNA polymerase II. The transcript has 5 exons. Gene Ontology annotation, cellular component: heterochromatin; PRC1 complex. The coding region runs from base 60 to 1652 and encodes 530 amino acids. NCBI's taxonomy places the organism in Eukaryota, Metazoa, Chordata, Actinopteri, Perciformes, Cyclopteridae. The record is from RefSeq and is a predicted model, not a curated record.
GCGCGCUGCGCCCCACAGCGCCUUGUGAUAAAGGACCGCCGCCCGGGCAGAAGGCAGACAUGGAGGAGCUGAGCGCCGUGGGAGAGCAGGUCUUUGACGCGGAAUGCAUCUUGAACAAGCGGCUGAAAAAGGGAAAGUUGGAGUUUCUGGUGAAGUGGAGGGGAUGGUCGUCCAAACACAACAGCUGGGAGCCCCAAGACAACAUCCUGGACCCCAGACUGCUGGCUGCCUUCAACAAGAAGGAGCAAGAAAAGGAGCUUCUGAUGCUUAAGAAAGGGAAAAGGCCGAGAGGACGGCCGCGGAAAAUUCUCGAUAACGCGGCCGACGCUCCGAAGUCGAGCAGCUCUUCGUCCGGCUCCUCGUCGUCCUCCGAUUCCUCCUCCUCGUGCUCCUCCUCUUCGUCCUCGUCGGACGACGAUGACGAUGACGACGACGACGCUGCCGGCAGCCGCGUCAAACCGGCGCCACCGGGAGUCCGGACGCGAGACCUCCACCCCGUCCCCCAGAAGAAGGCCCAGAUCAUCGUCGCGAAACCGGAGCCCCCGAAGAAGCGGAGCCGGAAACCCCCGUCGCCCGACGCAAAGGACUUCCAGCUCCUCAAGGGCCCCCGCAAGCUCCUCAAGGCGCCCAAGGACUCAGAUGUUCCCGGCGCGAUCAAGAAGCCCGUUCACCCGGCGAGCUUCACCUUCAUGGGGUUCCACCGGGGCUCGCCUCGGGACGCGGUGGCCACCGGUCACAACAGGGGUCCUCUGACUCAGGGAGGGGCCGUUAAGAACUCUGCGGGACCCGGCAGGUCGAUCCAGCCCGCCUCCCUCUCCCUGAACAAAGCUGGCCAGAGCAGGAACGUCGGCGCGGGCAAACCGCCCGUCUCGGGCGGGACGAGUCUGGAUCUGAAAGCAGCCACUAGUAAAUCAAAAGGGGUGGCGGCGUUGAGUCUGAACACCUCCAAACACCUCCUUCAAGGGGCCACCCGGCAUCCUCUGAGCUCCCCCGACGGGCAACAGAGGCCCCCGGCCCCGGCGUCAACGCUGCAGCGGAUACCCAACACUAAAGCGGUGGCUUCUGUACCGCCUAAAAACGCCCCCGGCACACGAAGCCCCGGCCCCCAGCCGCUCAACCUCCAGAGCAAGCGAGCGCAGGGCGCCGACGCUCCCGGAAACGCCGACGCUCCGGCGUCGGCCCCGACGAGGAAACCCGCCGUCUCGCAGAACCGGGAGUUUAAUCCCGCCAAGAGUCCGCCGGCGACCCCCGGGCGGCUUCAGACCAGGAAGAGCCAGCCCGGCGCGGACAAGGUCAAGGAGGCGACCGAGAUCCAGACCCCCAGGGUCCAGGGCCGGCUGGAGAAGACCGGCGUGCCGAAAGCCUCCGCGGAGGUCCAGAGCCAGCACGAGAGAUCGGCCGCCAAGGACGGCAAGAAAGCCAAAGUGAACGACAUGAGCACCGGCGAGGAGGAGUCCUGCUCGGACUCCGACCAGGACUCUCCGAGCUACGUCGAGCAGGAGCGCUCGGUCGCCGCCCAGAACCAGGACUGGAAGCCCACGCGGAGUCUGAUCGAACACGUGUUCGUAACGGACGUCACCGCCAACCUGGUCACGGUCACGGUGAAGGAGUCGCCGACCAGCGUGGGCUUCUUCAGCAUCCGCAACUACUGACGGGACCAGAUGGGCUUUGGGGGGAGGUUCAUUUGCGCUUCAUCUUUCUUUAAUAAAAGACCAGUUUUUUAGGUUUGAAAGGGAAAAAAAGAUAACAAAAAGGACAGAAAGUCAGGUGUUGAUUGUGUUUUUAAUUUAUUUUUGCUCGCGUCUACAAAUUGUACCAAGAAAACUGAAGAUCUGAAGGAAGAAGAAGAAGAAGAAGAAAACGGUCCACGUGAAACUGCAUCGCUACGGGAAACCUGGAAGUUAUUCCUCUUUUUCUUUCUUUUUUUAAGUGUGGAGAUGGAGCUCCGGUGUCCCGCAUUCACGCCGACCCCCGUCCCUCCAUGACGGGAGGGGGCGUGUCUUUUUACGGGCAGCGGACAUUUAGCUCAUUUCAAAUCUCUAGCUAACGUAAACCAGUUUGUUUUUUUAUUAUUCUUAGUAUAGCAUCGUUUACCUUUUUUUUUUUUUUACAUUUCAUAAGUUAGCUACCUCCUUUUUUGUUUUCGAAGUUGUGUAAUAUUUUCUCGUGGGAAACCUUUUCCCUCCAGGGUAUCACUGUGUCCUUAUUUUUUUAUAUAUAUAUCUAAAUAAAUAAAAAAUUGCUUCAGUCAUGGGGUAAAAGAACUGCCUCAGAGUCCCACGCGGCGCCCCGUUAUCGGCCCAAAGUUUCCUUCCACCGCGCCGCCGGUUUGUCGGCCUCGAGUUCGUCCAGGCGGCCGCGGCGUGCGGGAGUCAGAUUACGGUAUCUCUGCUCCGCCCCCGGUGUGUUCAGAUAAGACUCGGCCUCAAGGUUUUUUUUGGUUUUUGCUCUUCCUCCUCCGCGUCGGUCGGUCCCGUCCUUCGUCUUCACCGGCAGCUCUAAUCUUCCUGGACUUGUAAUUAAUAUGGGAAAAAAAAUUAAGAGAAAAAGAAAAACGUGCUCGCGAAACGUAACGUGGAUCGAGUCGGUUGCUGCCGGUGUUGAAACGCCACAUUUGGUGGUGGUGGUUGUUGUUGUUGUUGUUGUUGUUUUGCCUCCUUGCAGACGUCUCGUGUCACACGCCUGCUCGGGUUCAGGGGCCUCCCGGAAAAAACGGAAAUAAAAAAAAUAUUGAAAGAUAUCUGAUGUAAUGGAAAAAGAAACCAAAACAACGUGCGCUACUUUUAAGAGUUACGGCAACAAAGCACUUGGACUGAACUCUCCCGUCUCUUUCUCUCUUAGCUAUCUCUCUCUCUCCUUAACUCUCUCUCUCAACUAUCUCUCUUAACUAUCUCUCAACUGUUAUCUCAACUAUCUCUCUCCUUAACUCUCUCUCUCAACUAUCUCUCAACUAUCUCGCUCCCUUAACUAACUCUCUUAACUCAACUAUCUCUCUUAACUCUUUUUGCUCUUAACUAUCUCUCUAUAACUCUCUCAACGAUCUUAACUCUUUCUGCUCUUAACUAUCUCUCUCUAUAACUAUCUCUCAGCUAUCUCUUAACUCUCUUUUUGCUCUUAACUAUCUCUCUCUAUAACUAUCUCUCUUAACUAUCUCUCAACUAUCUCGCUCCCUUAACUAACUCUCUUAACUCAACUAUCUCUCUUAACUCUUUUUGCUCUUAACUAUCUCUCUAUAACUAUCUCUCUCAACGAUCUUAACUCUUUCUGCUCUUAACUAUCUCUCUCAGCUAUCUCUCUCAGCUAUCUCUUAACUCUCUUUUUGCUCUUAACUAUCUCUCUCUUAACUCGUUUACUCUCAAAGACUAAAAACACAAAGGUGACCCCACAGGCGGUUCGAUAACGCGGCAGACGAGUACGGAAGGGACACACGUUCGAUGCCGCAGAUCAAUGGUCGCUCCAUCGUCGUCAGGGCAACGCGCGGUUGUCUAUGAACAUUUGUUUUUUUUAUUAAUAUUUCUUUAUUGUAUGUUUUUCCUGAAUUAAUGAAAAGAACAAACUUGGCAUAAAUGUUUUUGUUGUUGUUGUUUUUUAGAUCUACUAACCAUCUCGAUGAAAUGUUUUUCUUUACGUCUAUUUAUUUACAAAGCGGGGGGUCGACUAAUAAACGAGACGACCUUCUGUCUGA